CGCUGUAGUUUCGCUUCUUGGUAUUUAAGUUUGCUCUCGCGGACAGGAUCACAGACACUCUGUCCCUGGAUGCUCCUCUGUGUCUGAGACCUGUAUCCCCCAUCAUGUCUGAGGCCGUGCUGCUGGACCUGAUCCACGGCUGCUGCCCCGCCUGCACCGGCGCGUCUCUGCGCGAGGAGUCCGGGUCAGACCGGCAGGUUUUCCUGCUCUGCGGGACUCGUUACCGGGACACAAACAGCCUCUCAGACCUGAGCUCGUGCACCAGCAGCGCGCACGUCCUGGACGCAGGCUCCACCGUGGAGUGUUUGAUCCGGUUCAAGCAGACUGUAGACGACCAGGACCUGAGCUCGGUCCGGGUCCUCACGUCCCCGCGGGGCAGACAGGUGCUGAAGGUGUACCAAGAGCUGCUCUUCACGGCUGUUUACACCUUUGAAUACGAGGUGGUGAACCCCACCUGUGUGAGCUGCAGAAGCCCCGCCCACACGCUCUCACCUGGUGACGUAGUAAUAGAGGUUUCCAGGUUUCUGCAGCAGCUUCCGGCGCUGAGGGGAGAGAUCAGAGUCCUGAGGUCUACACUGAUCCCAGACUGUUUCGGUCACGGCUUCAGCUCCCGAGGUGGCGGCGUGUCCACCAUCGCCACGCUGUCCUCUUUGAACAUGUUCAGCAGCAGCAGGAGGAGAGACUCCGGGGCCGUAGUGACUGAGAACAGACGCCGGCUGGCCCUGCACGCUGGGUUCCCCGCCCAGCAGCUCCGCUUGGUCAAGGUGAACCACGCCAGUGACGUUUGGGUUAUUGGGAAGGAGGAGCCAAAGCGUUACGACAGCAUGGUGACAAACCAGACCGGCAUGGUCUUAGCGGCACCGGGAGCUGACUGCAUGCCCAUCCUGUUCGCUGACCCGAGGUCAAAGGUCAUCGGAGUCGCACAUUCAGGCUGGAAAGGAACCCUGAUGGGGGUCGCGAUGGCAACAGUGGAGGCCAUGGUGACGGAGUUCCGAUGCCGUGCGAGUGACAUCGUGGUCGCCGUGGGGCCGUCUGUGGGGGCGUGUUGUUUCAGUCUGCAGAGAGAUCAGGCGCUCGACUUUCACAACAUUCACCCUGACUGUGUCCCCGACCCGGAGUCUGACACACCACACGUCAACAUCCGUCUCGCCAACAGACUCCUCCUCCAGCGCGGCGGCGUGCUGCCAGAGAACAUCCACGAUGACGUAACGACGGAGCACCCAAGUGUGACGCCCUGCACGUCCUGUCACCCUGAACUAUUCUUCUCUCACCGCAGAGACGGGACGGAGUUUGGCACUCAGGUGGGCUACCUGUGGAUCAAAGAGGAGGGGGGACAGGUGUGACCCCGCCCACUGGAGGAGAGAGCUGAUUGACUCUGUGAUGUUUGGACUCACCUGCUGGAAACUCCUCCCUGCAGAUCAAUAUGUUAAUACUUCAUCCUCAUUUAAAGAGUUUCGGUGUGUUAUGUUCAGGUGAUUCUGUGUCGUCGUCUUUAUUAUAAUAAAGUAUUUUAUUCUCUCUU
Molecule: messenger RNA, 1522 nt
Organism: Notolabrus celidotus (New Zealand spotty)
Lineage: Eukaryota; Metazoa; Chordata; Actinopteri; Labriformes; Labridae
Gene: lacc1
Product: laccase (multicopper oxidoreductase) domain containing 1
Exons: 5
Coding region: 105-1343 (412 amino acids)
Molecular function (GO): copper ion binding
Source: RefSeq, a predicted model, not a curated record